Manihot esculenta (cassava) is the source of this 4415-nucleotide messenger RNA. RefSeq names its product kinesin-like protein KIN-7F. Lineage: Eukaryota; Viridiplantae; Streptophyta; Magnoliopsida; Malpighiales; Euphorbiaceae. Gene Ontology annotation, molecular function: microtubule motor activity; ATP binding; microtubule binding. Bases 830 to 4132 code for a protein of 1100 amino acids. Gene Ontology annotation, biological process: microtubule-based movement. The record is from RefSeq and is a predicted model, not a curated record. The transcript has 14 exons.
ACGGCAGCUACGAGCCUAAGAAAGCAACUAACCAACACAACUCUUUUCCUUUCCUUUUAUAAUCUGUCCACAGAAGCUACCACACAGGCCAGGGAGAGAUAAUAAUCCGUUUUCUCUUCAUCUCCAUUCGCUCUUUUCUCAAUUUUCACGGUUUCUCCGACGAGAUUAGAGCUGCUUGAGGUCAGAGAAUAAUCAUCUGUAUUUUUUAGAUUUUCUUUUUUCGCUUGAUUGAAUAAUUUUGACUAUGUUCUUAAAUUUGCGGUCAGAGGACCAGAGAAUUUCGUGGAAAAAUUUCGAAAUUCAUUUGCUGUUGUUGCCAAGGUAUUGCUUGGUUGCAUUUCAUCGGAUUCUGUUUGGAGUUCUACUCCUACAUGUUUCAAUUCUAACUUUUUGUUUUUUUUUUUUCCCGGUUCAAGAUUUGAAAAAAUGACUCGUUGAAUUCCAAUUUGCAUCUCAGUUUACUGCUUCUUCUUCUUCGUGUUCUUAUUUUUUUCUGGUGGAUGCAGGGAAAUUUGAUUGUAAUGCCUUGUUUUCGGUAAUAUUUGUUAAAAUAAGUUACUGUGUUAUUUGCUUUUUGGAUUGUGCGCAACCUGCGAAGAGAUUUCUGUUGGUUACAGGGCUACAUUUAGACAACAUCGCAAAACAGCCGAAAACUCUAAAUCUUGGAGGACAAAAAUCCAAGCGCCAUCGUCAUAGUUAGGUGUGGCUGAUUGUAAUACAGAUAAUCUGCACAUGGAGUCAGUGAGGAUUCUUCCAGAGGCCACAAACAUUCCUGGAAAGAGACUCUGAAUUCUCACUCGCCAAGUCUUUUUGAUGCCAAAGGCGAGAGAUGGGGGCCGCUGAUGAUGAGGAGCUGGUACAGGGGUCGCGUGAUGGUGAGGAGAAAAUUCUGGUUUCAGUUCGGCUGAGGCCUUUAAAUGAUAAGGAAACUGCAAGAAAUGAUGUAUCGGAUUGGGAAUGCAUCAAUGACAAUACUGUCAUGUAUAGGAAUAAUCUUUCAGUUUCUGAGAGGUCCAUGUACCCAACUGUCUAUACAUUUGACAGAGUAUUUAGGCCGGAUUCCUCCACAAGGCAGGUGUAUGAGGAAGGAGCCAAGGAAGUUGCACUUUCGGUUGUCAAUGGUAUAAACUCAAGUAUAUUUGCAUAUGGACAAACAAGUAGUGGAAAGACAUACACCAUGAGUGGAAUUACAGAGUACACUGUAGCAGAUAUUUAUGAUUAUGUAAAAAAGCAUAAGGAAAGAGAAUUUAUUCUGAAGUUUUCUGCCAUGGAGAUUUACAAUGAAUCUGUCCGAGACCUCCUUAGUUUGGAUACAACUCCUCUUCGACUUCUAGAUGACCCUGAGAGAGGAACAGUUGUUGAAAGACUCAUAGAGGAAACUCUGAGGGACUGGAAUCAUUUUAAAGAACUUCUAUCAAUCUGUGAAGCUCAAAGACAAAUAGGGGAGACUUCUAUGAAUGAAACAAGCUCCAGAUCUCAUCAGAUUCUGAGACUGAUGAUUGAAAGUUCUGCACGUGAAUAUUUAGGCAAUGGCAAGUCAAGCGCCCUUGCAGCUGGAGUGAAUUUUGUUGAUCUAGCGGGAAGUGAGCGUGCAUCUCAGUCUUUGUCAGGUGGCAUGAGGUUGAAAGAAGGGUGCCACAUAAAUCGCAGUUUACUGACCCUGGGGACGGUUAUCCGUAAGCUAAGCAAAGGAAGAAAUGGACAUGUUCCUUUCAGAGAUUCAAAGCUGACCCGCAUACUACAGUCUUCCUUAGGAGGCAAUGCUAGGACUGCCAUCGUUUGUACUAUAAGCCCUGCACGAACCCAUGUUGAGCAAUCUAGAAACACACUCCUGUUUGCAAGUUGUGCUAAAGAAGUGACAACUAAUGCACGUGUCAAUCUGGUUGUGUCUGAUAAAGCAUUGGUGAAGCAACUGCAAAAGGAAUUAGCUAGAUUGGAGUGUCAGUUAAGAUGUACAGGGUCCAAUUCCCUUACAUCGGAUUCCACAGAAUUACUGAGAGAAAAAGACCUUCAGAUUGAAAAGCUAAUGAGUGAGGUUGCAAAGCUGAAUCAGCAACUAGAACUUGCUAAUUCUCAGGUUGAGAAUCUAUUAAGAGCGGCUGAAGAUGAUGGAUCUUCCACAAUAUCAGCAUAUCAAGAUCAUCAUUACCCUAGAUUGCGAGUGCGAAAUUCAUUUAAAUCUGAAAAUUCAAUAUCAUAUUCACCUGCCUCAGAGGAUCCUCACUUCCUAGAUAUUGGUGUCAGGUCUUUUAAUGCAUCUCAGUGCUCUGCUGGAGACUAUAGUACCAAUUCUGAAGAGAAUUUUAUCCAACUUGUAGAAUUUGAAGACAGUUGCGUUCGAACAAAUUCCUUUCCUAAACUUUCAACCUGUACUUCUAAUUUUGUUGGUGAUGUUAUACAUGUGAAGGAUAGUGAAGAACUGAGUUGUGAGAAUCCAAGCAAUCCUUGCAAGGAAGUACAAUGCAUCACGGUGGAAGAGUCAAGUGAAGACAAAUAUGCAAAUUCACGAUUGUCAGAGAAUAGCCCGCACAGAUAUGUAGAAUCUAAUGCUUCAUCUCCUAAUACAAAUACAUACACCUCAGAAUUGACAGAGGUUGAGAAAGAAGAUAAAGAAAAUCAAGAAUUAGGGUCACCCCAAUUGAAGGAAGAGAAAGAGCUGAAUUGCUUACAUUUUAAUGAGAUUAACACUUCAUCUCCUAAUAUGGAUAGAUGCGCCUUAGAAUUGACAGAGGUUGAGAAAGAAAAUAAAGAAAAUCAAGUAUUAGGGUCACCCCAAUUGAAGGAAGAGAAAGAGCUGAAUUGCUUGCAUUUUGAUGAAUCUAAUGCUUCAUCUCCUAAUGUAAAUACAUGCACCUCAGGAUUGACAGAGGUUGAGAGAGAAGAUAAAGAAGAUCAAGCGUUAGGGUCCCCCCAUUUGAAGGAAGAGAAAGAGCUGAAUUGCUUGCAUUUUGAUGAAUCUAAUGCUUCACCUCCUAAUAUAAGUACAUGCACCUCAGAAUUGACAGAGGAUGAGAAAGAAGAUAAAGAAAAUCAAGAAUUGGGGUCACCCCAACGGAAGGAAGAGAAAGAGCUGAAUUGUUUGCAUUUUGAUUUUAUAAUACCAUCUCCCGAAAGACCAUCUCCACGGUCGUUGGAUGAAGAAGCAUGUAGGUCUAGGAGCUUGAAGAUGAUCAGGAGUAGAAGCUGUAGAGCAAGACUAACGAGUAUGCCAACAUAUUUGUUUGAAAAGGUAGAAAAGAAAGAAAACACACCAUUUAUAGGGUUUGAAAAAGAUUUCACCAGGAGAAAUGAUGGUUCUCAUAGAAAGUUCUCUGCACAAAAGAAUUCUUAUGAUGUUGAAUUAUCAAGAAAUGACUCAUCGACUUCUGUGGGCAGUGCCACUGUUGAUGAUUAUCAAUUGCAUAGUAUUGAAACUUCAAUUGAUUGGAAGAGUACCAGUAUCAGUAAGUCAGAUGCAGGAACGAAGUACUUGAUUGAUCAAUCUGAGCAAGAAACAAAAUCAGAAGCCAUUGAUUCAAUAAAGAGUGUAAAAAGUGUUGGGUUGGAUCCAAUUCAAGAUGACUUAGAGAGUGCUGUGAAGUGGGCUUCAGAAUUUAAGAGGCUUCAACAGGAAAUUAUUGAACUUUGGCAUGCUUGCUGUGUCUCACUGGUUCAUAGGACAUACUUCUUCCUGUUGUUUAAGGGUGAUCCAAAAGAUUCUUUCUACAUGGAGGUUGAGCUUAGGAAGCUGUCCUUCCUCAAGGAGACAUUUUCUCGUGGUCAUGAAACUCUGGUUGAUGGAAGAAGUCUAAGUCUCGCUUCAAGCAAGAGGGCUUUAAAUCAAGAGAGGCAGAUGCUAUGUAGUCAAAUGCAGAAGAGACUCUCUAAAGAAGAAAGAGAGAACAUUUUCCUGAAAUGGGGCAUCUCAUUGAGUUCAAGCAAUAGGAGGAUGCAGGUGGUCCACCGCCUGUGGACUGAGACAACAGACAUGGACCAUAUUACCCAGAGUGCCACUCUUGUUGCGAAACUGGUUGGCAUUGAAGGCCAAGAACAAACAUUGAAGGAAAUGUUUGGACUUCUCAAUUUUACACCACAGCACCUAAGCAGGAGGAAAUUUUCUAUUUGGAUGCGCAGUGUGUUGUCUAUUUUGUAAGCUUUUUGUGGAGUACUGUAGGGUAAAAAUUUCAUGGCUAAUUGAUGAUUCGGACAGCACCAACAAUACACAUAGUUAGGUAUUAAAUUUAAGGUAUUUUUCUUAUUUGCAUUUUCUCAUUCUCAUUGUAAUUGGUUGUGAGAGAGCUUGUAAAUCUGUUAAUGAUAGAAAUAACGUGUUAUUGCCAGGCUAAUUCUUCUACUUCCUCCUUAGAAUUUUCAUAUUCUUUUUCAAGUGUAAUCAAAAGGAAAAUAUGUAUAAACGAGCGUGUUUCUUAUGGUUC